AUGGAAUCGAGACCGAGUAACUUGUCCAUCUUAGCCCCACCUGUGUUUGAUGGAGAAAAUUAUCAAGCAUGGGUCGUGAAAAUGCAAGCAUACAUUGAAGGUUGUGAUUAUUGGGAAGUUGUCGAGGAAGACUAUGAUGUGACUCCACUUCCCAACAAUCCAACUAUGAACCAGAUCAAAAUACACAAUGAGAGAACCACAAGGAAGUCUAAGGAAAAGUCUUAUCUUUAUGCUUCGGUUUCACCAGCUAUAUUCAAUAGAAUUAUGGCUUUUGGAUCAGCGAAGGAGAUAUGGGACUACCUCAAAGCUGAGUAUCAAGGCGAUGAGAGGAUAAAGUGCAUGAAGGUGUUGAACUUGAUCAGAAAAUUCAAGAGGCUACAAAUGAAGGAGUCUGAGUCAAUCAAAGAAUACUCAGACAAGCUGAUAUAUAUUGCCAACAAGGUAAGAGUUCUUGGGACUGAUCUCUCUGAUUCUAGACUGGUGCAAAAGAUACUUGUCUCUGUGCCUAAGAAAUAUGAAGCAACUAUUACCUCUUUUGAGAACACUAAGGACUUGACUCAAUUGAGAGUAGUGGAGUUUAUCAGUACUUUACAAACAAGAGCAGAAGAGGCUAAUGAGGCAGGAAGAAAGCAUAGAAAGAAGCAUUGA
This is a messenger RNA of Gossypium arboreum, 648 nucleotides long. RefSeq lists its product as uncharacterized. NCBI's taxonomy places the organism in Eukaryota, Viridiplantae, Streptophyta, Magnoliopsida, Malvales, Malvaceae. The transcript has a single exon. The record is from RefSeq and is a predicted model, not a curated record. Bases 1 to 648 code for a protein of 215 amino acids.